ACGAAAUCGCAUUUGAUCUCAGUCUACAGUUAUGUCCUGUUGGUCUUCUUCUGUUUAAAUUUGGUUCAAUGCUCUUCCUAUCAGUUCUGUCCAAGUCAUUAAGCAGCAUAACAUAAUGGGCAAGAAGCGUGUUCAGGUCAGCUACGGAGUAGAUAUUGACGCCGUAGCCGGAUGGCUGGGAUCAUACGGCGGAGAGGACAGUUCCAAUGACAUCAGUCGUGGUCUCUUUGCCGGCCACAUUGGCACCACGCGGCUAUUGAAGCUAUUUGAGAAAUAUGGUAUCAAAGCAACAUGGUUCAUCCCAGGUCACUCGCUCGAGACCUUUCCGGUGGAGUGUGCCAUGGUCCGCGAUCAGGGCCACGAGAUCGGUCUCCAUGGCUACAGCCAUGAGAAUCCAACGGGCAUGAGCAUCGAGCAGCAGCGUGAUAUCUUGGACAAGACCUACCACAUGCUCUACAAAUUCUGCGGCAAGCCGCCACGGGGCAUUGUUGCUCCGUGGUGGGAAACGAGCAAGGAAAUGGCCGACCUUUUGCUCUCCUAUGGGAUUGAGUACGAUCAUUCCAUGUCCCAUCAUGAUUGCCAGAUGUACUGGCUGCGGACAGGCGACUCGUGGACCAAGAUCGACUAUAGUCAGAAGGCUGAGACGUGGAUGAAGCCGCUAGUCCGGGGUCAGGAUACGGGGCUGGUGGAAAUUCCUGGAAAUUGGUACAUCGAUGAUUUGCCGCCCAUGAUGUUUAUCAAGUCGGCACCGAACAGCCACGGAUGGGUCAAUCCACGAGACAUUGAGGAUAUCUGGAAAGACCACUUCGACUAUUUCUACCGCGAGUACGACGAAUUUGUUUUCCCCAUGACUAUACAUCCUGAUGUUUCUGGACGUCCGCAUGUUCUUUUGAUGCAUGAAAGAAUAAUUGAGCAUAUCAAUGAGCACGAGGGUGUCGAGUGGGUGACAUUUGAGCAAUUGUGUGACGAUUUCAAGAGCAAAAACAAGCCACCCGAGGGGGCAAGAAUGCCCGAAGCUCCCAUGCCAUUUAAGCCCACAUGAUCAAUUAUCUGACUCCGUAGGACUCUUACUAUCAUCAAGUGAGGAAGAAGAUGUUAGCAGCCUGAGGAAUAGCCCUUCUGACUACUGCUCU
Aspergillus homomorphus CBS 101889 is the source of this 1133-nucleotide messenger RNA. Its product is annotated as polysaccharide deacetylase family protein. The record is from RefSeq and is a predicted model, not a curated record. Gene Ontology annotation, biological process: carbohydrate metabolic process. Gene Ontology annotation, molecular function: hydrolase activity, acting on carbon-nitrogen (but not peptide) bonds. Bases 116 to 1042 code for a protein of 308 amino acids. Lineage: Eukaryota; Fungi; Ascomycota; Eurotiomycetes; Eurotiales; Aspergillaceae. The transcript has 4 exons.